Messenger RNA from Spodoptera littoralis (African cotton leafworm), 1563 nucleotides. The record is from the annotation of a GenBank genome assembly. Lineage: Eukaryota; Metazoa; Arthropoda; Insecta; Lepidoptera; Noctuidae.
AUGAUUUUUCUGUACCUCAUACUAGCGUUCAUACUUCUCUUUUACUAUGUCAUUUCGCGUAAAUAUAAUUACUGGAAAAUUAGAAACGUACCAUAUAAGGAGCCAACAUUUUUAUUGGGAAAUUUUACGGAUAUGUUUCUCGACAAGAAGUUUAACGGAGAAAUAAUGGACGACAUUUGCAAGCAGUUUCCAGACGACAAGUACGUUGGAGCUUUCAACGGUAUUGAACCUGUCCUAAUUCCUAAAGAUCCAGAAAUAAUCAAGUUGAUCAUGACCAAGGACUUUUAUUACUUUCAUGGAAGAGCAUUAUCAAAAUACAAUGACAAGGAACCGGGUGGCUUGAACCUCUUCGGUACAUUUGGUGAUAAUUGGAGAGUUAUCCGGCAAAAUAUGACUCCACUGUUCACAUCAGCCAAAAUGAGAAACAUGUUCCAUCUUAUAGAGAAAUGUUCCCACGAAUACGAAGCUAUGAUAGAUCGAGAAAUUAAGAUUUCCAAGGAGCACGAUGUGAUGCCGAUGACUACAAGGUUCACUAUGGACUGUAUUGGAGCCUGCGCUUUUGGUAUAGAUACUAAAACAAUGACAGAAGGAGAGGACGAUAAUCCAUUCAGAAGGAUAAUUCGUUCUUCAAAGCCUAGGAAAAGUAUGAUAUAUCAGGGUAUGUUGCGAUCUUUGUAUCCUGAAAUCUAUUAUGCUCUUGGUUUUAAGAUGCCUAGCACUCAAUUGGAUUUUCUGCAUAAAUUGGUCACUUCUGUGAUGAACCAACGGGAUAACAAACCUUCUGAGAGGAACGAUUUUGUAGAUCUCAUUAUGAGUUGGAAACAAAAGCAUCAAAUAGUGGGUGAUAGCAUCAGGAAUAUGAAAACUGGUGAACAUGAAAAAGUGGUAUUGGAAGCGAGCGAUGAUUUACUGAUAGCUCAGUGCUACGUUUUCUUUGCUGCUGGUUUUAAAACAUCAACUACUGCUCUAAGUUACACUUUAUAUGAAAUCGCAAAACAUGAAGAUGUUCAGAACAAAGUAUUUAAUGAAAUAGAUUCAUAUUUAGCUCGUCAUAAUAACAAGAUAAAUUACGAUUGUGUUUCGGAGUUGCCAUACUUGGACGCUGUCAUAGAUGAGACAUUCCGGGUCUACCCAGUUCUCAGUGUAAUCCCGAGGGAGCUGAUGGAGGACUACACAAUGCCCGAUGGAACGAAGUUGGAUAAAGGUGUAACUGUACAAUUGCCUGUAUACCAUCUUCACCAUAACCCAAAAUUCUACCCAGAACCUGAAAUAUUUCGUCCAGAACGAUUUAUGGGUGAAGAGAAAAAGAAAAUCAAUCCGUAUGUAUAUUUACCGUUUGGAGAAGGACCAAGAGUAUGUAUAGGUAUGAGGUUCGCAAAGAUGCAAAUGUUGGCUGGUCUGAUCACGAUGUUGAAGAAGUAUCGCCUGGAGUUAGCUGAUGGUAUGCCGACGAAGCUGAAGUUCAAGGCCCAGUCCUUUAUCACGCACCCAGUGGGAGGAAUCAAGAUCAAGUUUAUUGAGAGAGAGGGAUGGGAGAGUAGGGUGUUUGCUAAGAGUAGCUAA